AUGUCGAGAGCGUGGUUUCAUCUUUGUGGCUGUCGCUGCAAUAAUCUCCAACGCCACGUGAGACUUUGCAAAGUCUCCGCUCACUCACGAACUUUCCUCCAUUGGCAUAUGCCGUCCAGUCCGGUUUCCAGCUCCGUUGCCUCACACAGCUACACCCUCAACGAGGUGCCAAGCACGAUGCACUUCCCGUUACCUGCAGGUUACUUUGGCAACGUCCAAGUCUCUCCGUUCAAGCGCGAGGAAUGCAAUGACAUCGUACGACGCCAUGUGAACGCCCUACUAGCGGACGAGUAUCGCUACGCAGAGCGACAGGCACAGCAACAGCCUUUGAUACAGACGACGGAGUGGAAAUUUUUCCGGCGUAUGGGCGACUUGAAAGUGUACCAGCGACGUCUUCGCGGUCGAUCGAGACAGGAGGUGGCGGCUGAGGAAGAGUUCCCGGAAGCGGCGAUCGCAGUGGAACGUGGAAACCCGAGUAUGUUAACGAACGGGUCGGUGAGUGGAACAAUUGAGGAUAUGCUCUACGGAAUGAGUACCACUACCCAAGAGGAGACGAUGACGGGGUUGGCGAUCACCCACCCGCCCCACGACGCAGUGCUGCUGAGUAACGUGGAGAAAUCUACCGUUGAGGACCCACUCCGCUCUGCGGAUCUCCUGUGGGUGCUAUCCAAGAUGCCCAUUAUCAAUCCGAGAGAUGUUUGCUAUCUCAAAGCUACGGGGAUGGGAACGGAUGGAAACGGGAAGCCGUACGGCUAUUUGGUGGUGCAUUCCGUGGAUAUACCGGAGUGUCCACCAUUCGAUUAUCGCCGAACGAAAGUUCUUCGUGCCAAGAUGUUCUUCUCGUUCCUGUUUCGAGAAACUACGCCAGGAAACGUGGAUGUAAUCGGACGUGGUGUCUAUGACUUGGUAGGUGGAGAGCUGCUCAAGUUCGUUUUGCCACAUGCAACAACUGCGCUUAUCACUGCAAUUCUCAAAGGCGCAAGUUGCGGUGAAGCCAAGAAACUCACGGUAUUGGCCUUUAGACACUACGACGAACGCAGACACUUCAACACGUUAACGAAGAAGAGCGUGUGCUCCAUGUGCAUUCGAGGGAACAAAGGGAUGCUACAUGUACGUUUGCGCUCGUGCGACGUGUGUGGCGUCCCCAUCUGCAAAAACUGCAGGAUCAAAGACAAACGCAUUUUCACUGGAACGAAGUAUCCGAGUCGCGACGCCGUGUGCUGCGCUACCUGUUGCCAGCAGGCGAAAGGCAUCACGGGCGUGCGUCUUGGUGAACCUGAGUUCCUUGUCACGGCUGAGUUUUACAGCAAGAACCGUGUAACGUCAUCCUCCGUGUCAUCUGGACGCUCAGCGCCGACGGCAACGCUGUCGACACGUUCGUUGGAAGCUUCAGCCCGGGAGGCUCAGCAAAGUUCAGUAGAACGUGACAACGACACUGGGUCGCUCGAUGACGCUGGUAAAUCCACCUCGGUGACCAGCUCCACGGUCGGGGACAGUUGUGCCAGUUUCGACUUUGGCGUGAGCUUUUCGAGUGACCGGAACUCCAGUGAGUAUCGGUUCAAAUAUGGCGAGAGUUUUGAUGAAGAACCUGAGUCAGGACCCAAGAUCUCCGCUGAUAUGUUGGCAGAGCUGGACGACGUGACAGAGGAGACAGCCCAGCCUGUCGUCUUUUGCCGGACGGCGUCGAAACGGAGACCCGACAACAUGUUCGAGUGGAUGCUGGAGCUGCAGUCGUCGGCGGAGGAAGCCUACGUCACUGCAAAGGCCAAUGAACGACUCAUGAAGAAAUCCUUGCGGUACUCGUAG
Phytophthora nicotianae INRA-310 is the source of this 1806-nucleotide messenger RNA. RefSeq lists its product as hypothetical. Lineage: Eukaryota; Oomycota; Peronosporomycetes; Peronosporales; Peronosporaceae. The record is from RefSeq and is a predicted model, not a curated record. The transcript has a single exon. Bases 1 to 1806 code for a protein of 601 amino acids.